Molecule: messenger RNA, 3804 nt
Organism: Synchiropus splendidus (mandarinfish)
Lineage: Eukaryota; Metazoa; Chordata; Actinopteri; Syngnathiformes; Callionymidae
Gene: slc1a7b
Product: solute carrier family 1 member 7b
Exons: 10
Coding region: 213-2009 (598 amino acids)
Biological process (GO): L-glutamate transmembrane transport
Cellular component (GO): plasma membrane
Molecular function (GO): L-glutamate transmembrane transporter activity; neutral L-amino acid transmembrane transporter activity; glutamate:sodium symporter activity
Source: RefSeq, a predicted model, not a curated record
CGCAGCAAGAGGACAGGAGGGAUGCUGAAGCAGAAGGUGCGAUAACACACCAGGGAUUACAUACUUAGUGCAGCAUCCCUUCCAAUCCUGGAGCACUAUUUUUCCUUGAGGACUUCUUUUUGCCACCAUUUGAAGCCCCCCAUUGGGGUUUUAUUGUUUUGGAUUUGGGACAUAUAUGGGUUGCUGGUAGGACCCAGGACAGGUGACUUAGGAUGGCCGUGGCUCUGGACGCAGUGUGGGGAAGGGUGAAGAAUGUCUGCAAACAGAAUGGGCUCCUCAUCAUGUCGGUGUUGGCCGUGGUCAUCGGAUGUCUUUUGGGAUUUUUCUUGAGGACGCGGCGACUUACGGAGCAGGAAGUCAUGUACUUCCAGUUCCCUGGCGAACUGCUGAUGAGGAUGUUGAAGAUGCUGAUUCUCCCGCUGGUGGUGUCCAGUCUGAUGUCAGGACUUGCUGCCCUCGAUGCCAAGUGCUCCAGCCGCCUGGGUCUGAUCACUGUGUCUUACUACCUGUGGACCACCUUUGUGGCGGUUGUAGUGGGAAUCAUCAUGGUCUCCAUCAUACAUCCGGGCGGUGCUGCCCAGAAGGAAGACUCAGAAGACAGUGGGAAGCCUUUCAUGAGUUCAGCUGAUGCUCUGCUGGACCUCAUCCGCAACAUGUUCCCUGCUAAUCUCGUCCAGGCCACGUUCCAACAGGUGAGAGCCCUGAGAAUUAUGUGUAAUACUAUCAGGACACACCUUCUUCAUUCUCAAAAUGAUGUAUGUUUGCAGUAUCGAACCAGUAGCGAGUACAUCGUGAAAACCAAGCCAACACUGAGUCAGGCUCAGUCUGAGUCAUCCACUCGAAGAGCGCUCAUCUAUGGUAUCCAGGAUGACAACGGGACGGACAUUCAGAACUUUGCUCUGGACCUGACUCCACCACCAGAUGUUCUUGUCCGCACUCGAGAGGGAACCAGUGACGGGAUGAAUGUUCUUGGAAUAGUCAUCUUCUCUUCCACGAUGGGUAUCAUGCUGGGGCGGAUGGGUCCAAACGGAAGCGCCUUGGUCAACUUCUGCCAGAGUCUCAACGAGGCCGUCCUCAGAAUAGUUGCCAUCGUCAUUUGGUACUUCCCAUUUGGCAUUGUGUUUCUGGUUGCUGGUAAAAUUCUGGAGAUGAGCGAUCCCUCAGCCAUGGGGAAGAAACUGGGGUUCUACGCCGUCACCGUGGUGUUUGGACUCGUCCUCCAUGGCCUCUUCAUCCUGCCUGCCAUGUACUUCUUCAUCACCAAGAAAAGCCCCAUCGUCUACAUCCGGGGAAUCCUGCAGGCGCUGCUCAUUGCCCUGGCAACCUCAUCCAGCUCUGCCACGUUGCCUAUCACCUUCAAGUGCCUCCUCGAGAACAACCACAUCGACCGCCGCAUCAUCCGCUUCGUGCUCCCGGUGGGUGCCACCAUCAACAUGGACGGCACGGCUCUGUACGAGGCAGUGGCUGCAAUAUUCAUCGCACAAGUGAAUAAUUAUGAGCUGGACUUUGGCCAGAUCAUCACCAUCAGCAUCACCGCCACUGCAGCGAGCAUCGGUGCUGCUGGGAUUCCACAGGCUGGACUGGUCACCAUGGUGAUCGUGCUGACAUCUGUUGGUCUGCCGACUGAUGACAUCUCUCUAAUCAUCGCAGUAGACUGGGCUUUAGAUAGAUUCCGCACCAUGGUGAACGUCAUGGGCGAUGCUUUGGCCACGGGCAUCAUGGCUCACAUCUGCAGGAAAGACUUCAUGAAAGAAGGGGAUGGGGUGCCCUUAAUCUGUGAGACCAAACCAGUGAUGAGCACCCCUCCGCUCAUGAACUGUCACAACAACAAUGGCAACUUUCGUUUGAAACAUGAACUGGUUCCUCCUGAGGUGGCCCGACUCAUGCAGCUGGAGGAAGGAGUGAGGCCGCCAGGGGAGCGAAAGAAACCCACCGUCCCUCCAAGACACACGAAGAAGAGCAAAGAGACAUGCACUGUUGACAUGAAUGGCAUUGAGACUAACGUAUAGCCUUCAGGAGGUGGUAUGGACUGAGACACUCACCGGGCUCUGCAGAGGUGACCUGUACUGGUCUGAGUGCCAAGCUCCUCUGAAGUUGAAGUGCACAUAUAUGUAAACAAAGACCAACGACAAAGACGCUGAGUAGCAUCGUUAUGAAUUCGCAAGAUGAACUGAUUUUUAUUUACUGUUUUUUUACGGUUUAUUGGCUGUUUUAUCUAGUUCCUGAGAAGUGUUGUGUGAGGUCGCGACCUUGUCAGCGCAGGAGACUGGCGAAGGCAAAGUGAAAAGUCCUUUUGUGUAUUCUUGCCUUAACUCGACUGGUGGUGCUCAUCUGAGGGAAGGAAAUGAGUGGUGUGCAGAUUUGAAACUUGAUCUGCAAUAAUGUUUCUGAAAUAAUAAAAAUUAAAAAAUUGCUUAGUUGAAACAGAAAAUGUGACAGAAGGUUGGUGGACCUUGAUAGACAAAGCAGCAGUGGCGUUUCAAGUAAAUUAUUGUUAUUAUUAUUAUAUGAUUAUUCAGGCAGGAAAAAUAAAGAGGAAUAUUGAUAAAAUCUAGCUUUCAUGUCAAUUAAUGAAGAAACAAACAGAUGGGAAACUAAAUUUGAAUCGAGUGGAAACGUUUUGUUUGUGCCUUUACUUUGAUCUUGUUUUCUUUCACUGGCGGAUAUUCAAGUUCAGAAUUCAACCCUUUCCACCCUGCACCUGGUAUCUACUGGGUUACUGAGCUUUCAGCCACUCUUGUAUUGAAGUCCACUAAUAUUCCCCAAGUCGUGAGUAGCAUCACUAGAUUGGUCGUCUGCAAACAUUCAUCUGAAGGGGAAACUAUCACAUCCUUGGGAAGUAACUGCAUUUGUUUGGAUUUGUUUUUGUUUUUUUUUAACGUAUUGGGCUCGCGGGGCUGGAUAUAGAAAAGUAAUUGGGACUGAAUGGGUUACGUGGGAAUUUGGUCAACAUGCAGAGCCAAGACCAGAUGGGAAGACUGCUGUUCAACUGCAGUUCUUAGAGGUCACCGGAAUCCAGUCAGAGCAGAACACAUUGGCUAUUGGUGCGAGUGCUUGAACCAACCCGUGUCUUUGUGAUCAUUUAUAAAAAAGCAGCUGAUUAUGUAAAAUUUGAAAUAUGAAACAAUUUUUUGGAGGAUUUAUGAAUGGAAGGCCAAGCCCUGUACCGUUCAGUGAAGCCUUGCCAGGUGAAUGUAAGGCUAUGUAUGUUUCUUUGUGGCAGCCAAGGCGCAGUGUAGUCUCAACCUCAACUGAGGUGAACUCUGACUCUGAAUGAGUGUCAUAGUCGAACUACUGCUUUUGAGAGGGCCCAACAUCUUAUGUGUAUCACGACUGAUGCAGCCUGGUGAGAUCUCCAAAAACUGCUGCUUUGUAUGUGAACAGACUGUCUUCACGCUAUGAAUAUGGCUUUUCAGACUAAUAAAUUGUAUUUCAAAACGGCACUUUGGAAAUUAUGUAACCACUCAAGACACAUUAUGAAAGUGUCAUACUUAUAGACCUCAGACCAAAUGUGCGGAAAGUAUUUAAAUGGUUCCAGAAGUAAUAAAGUGUUACUCUCGGGAAGAAACGUGUCACUGAUGGUUUUCUUUUCACUUGAAUAUUCUGAGCCCCCAAUACAGGAAAGGCACUGGGUUAUUCGUUUUUAACUUGUUCUUGAUGUUUUUACAUUAUUACCAAUGUUUUGGUAUUGAGUAUAAUUCAGGAAUGUUGUGAACAAGGCGGGUGGAUUCCUUCAACACAUUGUAGCAUAUGUGGGAAUACUUGUGGAUAAGUGGGCAAAAUGCACCAAAAGGGUGUUAUAGC